Molecule: messenger RNA, 2985 nt
Organism: Dacryopinax primogenitus
Lineage: Eukaryota; Fungi; Basidiomycota; Dacrymycetes; Dacrymycetales; Dacrymycetaceae
Exons: 7
Coding region: 1-2913 (970 amino acids)
Source: RefSeq, a predicted model, not a curated record
AUGGAGGACUAUGAACGACUACACCAGAUCGAGAGUUUGCUCGACCCAUCAUCAGCGGCGCAUUUGAUCGUGGACCGCGACGAGUUUCGGAGCCUCUGCGUGCAGGGGAUACCCGAUGAGCCUUCUUGGAUACGGACAAGGGCAUGGAAACUUCUACUGGAUUUGAUACCUAACGAUAAGACGACAUGGAAUGAAGAAGACGAGAAGGCAAAAACCAAAUAUUGGGCCCUAGUCGACGGUAUCGCUGAGGGACUUGACAAAAAGCCUCCCCCAACACGGCCUCUAUCCCCAGCAGAUCGCUCUCUGAUUGAUCUUGCCUUUUCGCUGCCCAGUCUACCACUGCUUCCAGAACCUGUCUCACCACAACGGACUCAACACGUCUCACCGGUUAUUUCCAUUACUACACCGGAUUUGAACACAGAUGAACUAUUGCCGCCCACACCGAUUGCACAAGUUGGGGUCGAUGUUUGUCGGGGACCGAGCACGACGUUGCUUCUGAAUCGGCUUGCCCUUGUUAUGACUAUGAAUGCGACUAGAGGUUCUACUGUUGCUCUUCGAGGCACUCCAUCUCCUCCGAUGCUGACAAUUUCUGCGGCGGACGACACAAAUACCUCUCCCCCCAUUUCGGCAUCGUCACGUCACUCUUUAGGAAAUGGAAGCAUUCCCCGAACUCCUAGGUCACUGCGAUCACCAGGGUCAAAAAAACCUCAACUUUCCAAGUCGGAACGCCGUUCACUAGCCUUGUUACGCAUCUUGCACGCACAUUCCAUCCUACACGCUUCCCACCCGCCAGUCACGUUUCUGAUUCCCUUAGUUUCUGCCCUGUACGAGCUCUGCCACUCGGCCUACAACUCAGCGGUUAGUUCCGACUCAGACGAAGAGGCUGAAGAAGUGGAACAUGACAAUGCGUGGGAUGAGGAGGUCGAGGCUGAAGCAUUCUGGUUUCUUGAGGCCAUUCGAGAUCGCAUGGGCGAUGUAUGGGAAGUGAACGAUGCAUGUGAUGAAAUCUUGAGGACAAUUGAAUUGCGCUUAGCACGAAUCGACGAACCUUUCGCUCGCGAGUUGCUCCGAAAGUCUUUGGCACCGUCAACCUCCGAAUACUCUGUGAAAUGGCUGUCAUCUGUCCUCGCAGCUUCACUUCCACCGCCGGUCCUUCUGAUCACAUACGACUCUCUGUUUGGGCUGCCGCCAACCGCUUUUGUUGCAGCGUUGAUCGAUGUAUUUCUUGCACUUAUGAUUCUCUUACGGCCCCAACUAUUCGCCGCUGGUCGUGCUAAGGGUGAUGUGAAACCGAACCAUCUUUGGGUUGGUGAAGAAGGAAUGGAGGACGAAGAAGCUGCAAAGCGUCAAGGCGAAUCGAUACUGGAUCAAUAUCCCAUCGAUGAAGUUGGCUCAGACAGGAUUCUGCGCGCUGCGUCCGAAAUAAGGAUGCAGCGGGAAUGGGAAGAACGCAGGGCUGCUUCUGGCUGGACAACAGAAGCGGUUGCUAGUCGUCUCCUACGUCAGCAAGAGGGCCAGUCUGCCAAUGGUGGUGGUAUCAUCGAUAGCUUCCGAGGCUUCGCGGAAACCUUGAAGCAGAGCGAUACUGCUGCAAGCCUCUCGAAGGCUUCGACUAACUGGAAGGCAUCAGCACUACAAGCUUGGAGACCAAGUCCACCGUCCCUGACGGCGGUGUCACAGCGGGCAGCUUCCCCUAGCCCACUAUCACGACCUUCAUCGUGGGGUUCCGUUGCCAUGAAGUUAUGGAACCCUCUCCGUGCCUCCAUCAGUUCUCUCCCGGACGGAAUCCCGCUCCCAUCACCUCUUUCGGCCGAACAACCUACGCCUGAGCCACCUUCUCAGAGCCCUCAGAUCCAGUCGGAUGUGUCUACGACGACGUCAAGAGCUGAGUCACCUAAUCCUUCUAUCGGUUCUCCCCCAUCAACCAGUCGCUCUUUGCCCUCCUUGCAAGCUGCGUUGAAUUCGAUCAUCAACUCCACUCCAGCACCAUCUCCUUUAUCACUCAAAAAGCCACCUCCUAGAUCCUUAAUGCUCAGCGGCAGUGCUCGGCCUCCCAGCAUCCAGCGGUAUUCCAGGCCGAGGCUAAGCGAAGAUCGAUCGCACGAUUCCAUCUCGUCAACUUUUUCGUCAACGUCGCGGCGAACAACGUCUUUGUCAAAUGCGUCGGACUCGGACAACCCCGUUGUCAAGUUGAGAGGUGGGGUGUCACCACGUUCUCCUGCAGGCAUGGCUCUUCGACAAAAGCGUGAAUUUUCUUCUCCCGCUCGGCUGGUCGCACCAGCCAAUUCUGUCCCAGUCGGCAUGGACAUUGUUUUGUCCCCAGACUCAUAUAUAUCUAGUCCUUCCCUGCCGACUCCAGCGCCACUAAACUCGGUUGCGUCUGAAAUCAAUGAAGCUGUUAACCGCUGGACCCUAUCCGAUACGAAGGCCUCUCCUGGGGUCACGAGAUCGUCGAGUAACUCAUCGCUAGGUUCUGCCUACCAAGGAUUCUCACCGCAGGUACCGAUACCCUCACCUGGGUUGCGAAGGAACCGCCGCAUCGCUGAUCAGAAACCUCCGGGACUGCGGCUACGCGAUACGAAAGCAGUAGCAGCAGAUAUGUUUUCGCCACUAUCAAGCACUACAGAUGGGGAGGAGCAGGGUCCUCUGACAGAGAACGGAGACAGCCUCCUUCCGUACGCUAGAAUGUCUUUGGACGAUGGCGAGCGGACACCGGAGCCGAAGACCCCCAGACCGUCUGUAAGUCUUAGACGCUCUCCAUCACCUGCAGUCAAGCGUGAGGCGAAGAAGAAACAUACAGACGAUAUGGUCAGUGAAGAAGAAGGUAUGAAGGCCGAUGAAGAGGACAAUACAGAGGAACAGGUCGUAGGUGGCAAUUAUAACGACAUCCUCAGCGCCUACGAAGACGAAUGAGGAUGAAUGAAGUGUAUUGACUAUAUUAGGCGUUCCUUAUGUAGCUUGGAUUUAAUGUAGCUUAAAUAAUGC